Aegilops tauschii subsp. strangulata is the source of this 1201-nucleotide messenger RNA. RefSeq lists its product as uncharacterized. The record is from RefSeq and is a predicted model, not a curated record. Gene Ontology annotation, biological process: response to desiccation. NCBI's taxonomy places the organism in Eukaryota, Viridiplantae, Streptophyta, Magnoliopsida, Poales, Poaceae. Gene Ontology annotation, cellular component: cytosol.
AUGUCAUCCUCUGACAACGCCAAGAAAGCUGACAAAGACCAGGAUGAAGGAGAGGGAGGAUUCUUCGACAAAGUUAAGGAUUUCAUCCAAGACAUUGGAGAAAAGAUUGAAGACGCAGUCAGCUUUGGAAAGCCUACCGCUGACGUUACUGGAAUCCACAUACCUCAAAUUAGUCUUGAGAAGGUAGAGCUCAUCGCUGAUGUUCUGAUUACAAACCCAAACCCUGUACCCAUCCCUCUUGUCGACAUUGAAUACCUUAUUGAAAGCGAAGGGAGGAAGCUCAUGUCCGGAACAAUCCCGGAUGCUGGAACCAUCGAAGCACAUGGCUCAGAGACUGUUAAAAUCCCCGUGUUGCUCAUCUAUGAUGACAUCAAGAGCACAUAUGGUGACAUAAAGCCCGGGAGCAUCAUCCCUUACUUGGUCAAAGUUAUUCUCCAUGUUGAUGUCCCAGUCAUCGGCAGGAUCUCCUUACCUCUCGAGAAAGCCGGUGAGAUCCCAGUGCCUUACAAGCCAGACGUUGAUAUUAGCAAGAUCAAGUUUGAGAAGUUUUCUUUUGAGGAGGCGACCGCGACUCUACAUCUGAAUCUCGACAACAAGAAUGACUUCGACCUGGGACUUAAUGCCCUGGAUUAUGAGAUCUGGCUCUCCAAUGUGAGCAUUGCUUCCGCUGAGACGAAAGAGUCUACAAACAUUAAGAAGCAGGAAGUAACCACCAUGACCUUGCCGAUCAGCUUCAGGCCUAAGGAUUUUGGGUCUGCUAUGUGGGAUAUGAUAAGGGGAAAGGGCACUGGUUACACCAUAAAAGGGCAUAUUGAUGUGAACACUCCCUUUGGACACAUGAAGAUACCUAUUAGCAGAGAGGGUGGAACAACUCGAUUAAAGAAGGAAGAUGAUGAUGACGAUAACGAUGAGGUAUACUAUGUUGGUUUCUAUAGUGUUUCAUCUACAAUUUCCAUUAGACAUUCAUCAAAUGUUGACUUGAUAAAUACUUGCAUGUACAUUUGGAUAUCCAUAUCACUUGUAUCUUACCCAGUGCCAUUUUAUCUAGGACUAAAAAUUGAGGAAACACACUUUCCUGGAGCUGAGUUAUUGCUUUGAAGUUUUAACAAAUGGAGCCAUAUGACUCGAGAGCACUUUGUAUGCUAAUCAUGUUCUUACAUUUGAAUCGCUGCUAACUGUGAGAAUUUUGAGAUAUAAAAGA